This is a messenger RNA of Dioszegia hungarica, 699 nucleotides long. Its product is annotated as putative 20S pre-rRNA processing of protein. Gene Ontology annotation, biological process: maturation of SSU-rRNA from tricistronic rRNA transcript (SSU-rRNA, 5.8S rRNA, LSU-rRNA). Bases 1 to 699 code for a protein of 232 amino acids. NCBI's taxonomy places the organism in Eukaryota, Fungi, Basidiomycota, Tremellomycetes, Tremellales, Bulleribasidiaceae. Gene Ontology annotation, cellular component: nucleus. The transcript has 2 exons. The record is from RefSeq and is a predicted model, not a curated record.
AUGUCUGCCUCAGCUUCCGCAUCCGCAUCCACUCCCGCUGCCGGCGUUGCCGCGGCACCCUCACCCCAAAUACUCCUCUUUGCCAGAGCAGUAUUGGCUAUACUGGACAUAUGGCCGGCAUUGACGAUCGCGGUCAAGGAGGAAUGGGGAGGUGUCGAGUCAAAAGAGAAGAAGACGUGGAUGGCGAGUACGGUUAUCGAUGAGUUUGAGGGAGGGGCACAGUGGCUGAUCCCCAGCCCAUCCUCCCCCUCCACCCUCAUCGUCGACCCCAAAUCCGAAUCCCCACUCGACUUUGACGACCUCGCCGACCUCCUCUCCCAAAUGCUCUCGGACGAAUUCGACGCCAACCUCGAAGACGGAUCGAUUGACCUUGUCUCACGCGACUUGCUCAAAGUUUGGGACACCAUCGUCCAGAAGCCUCGCGGCGAGGCGGAGGCGACAGUCGCGGCGCUGGAGAAUGUCAAGGGGCAAGGGGUGAAGGUCAAGGCGACAAAAGGGAGUGGGCCGGAUGUAGGCGAGGAUGGGGAGGCGUUCAGUGAUGAUAGUGACGAUGAUGAGGGGGAGUGGAGCGAUGAGGAUGAGGAUGAAGGGAUGGAGGUGGAUGAGCGGCCGAAAGAGAAGGAAAAAGAGAAGGUGGAGAAGGUGGUUGAUGAGGAUGGGUUCGAGUUGGUGCAGAAGGGCAAGGGGAAGAAGAAGUAG